Molecule: messenger RNA, 777 nt
Organism: Xenia sp. Carnegie-2017
Lineage: Eukaryota; Metazoa; Cnidaria; Anthozoa; Malacalcyonacea; Xeniidae
Exons: 3
Coding region: 75-761 (228 amino acids)
Source: RefSeq, a predicted model, not a curated record
UGUUUUUUUUAAAAAAGGCUCUUUCUACGAUUACUAACUCCAAGGUUUGAGCGAUUUUUGGCUAGAGAAAAAACAUGUUUUCAAAUGGAACAGGGAGACAAGGAAUGUCCAUUUUCAACAGAAGAAGACGUCCAAGACAAGCUGUUUAUGCUUCCCCCCAAAAUACAGUGAAGUCAACACCCUUCCACCUUGACAUUCCGGACGAAGCCCUCCUAGAGGUCGCUGAAAAUGCUGAAAACAGUGCAAAAAACUACUUUUCAAUGAGGACUCCAUCACCUCUGAGCUCCUUUCAAAAUUCAAGACCAGCUAAAAAUAGACAACCUUCCACAUUGCAAAAGCACCCUAACAAUAAUUUUUAUGGGAAUGAAUAUCUAAUGCCAAAGAAGCCUAAACUUGAAGUGCACAAAUUUGAAGGAAAAACAUCUUGCCUUUCAGAGCAGAAUAGUGAAGUGCACAAAUUCGCCAAAACAACCAAUUCUUUCUCAAGCAAUCCACUAAAUUCUACAAAGAGAAGCUUUUACUUUGGAGAAAGAAACACAGUAAGAAGUGAUCAGUGUGAAGCAGCAACUGCAAAGUGGGAUGAUUCUUGGAGGAAAUCAAGCAACAUGAACAACAAUUCAGUUCAGAGAAAUCACAGUCUUAUCAAAGGCAAACCAUAUGGAGAUACAAUGCUGGAUGAUAAAGCUCCUUUUAAUGCAUUCAAUUCAGUCAUUAAGGUCCGUACAUUCAUCAACACACACAUCACUUAUAGAAUACAAUAAUAUAAAGAUUAAUUUA